Messenger RNA from Pelobates cultripes (western spadefoot toad), 17369 nucleotides. The record is from the annotation of a GenBank genome assembly. NCBI's taxonomy places the organism in Eukaryota, Metazoa, Chordata, Amphibia, Anura, Pelobatidae.
AUGGGAGAUAGUAGAACUAUUUUCUCGUGUUUUUCAUGUGUACGCUGUGAUGUAAGUAAAAGACUUGAUUUUCUGUAUAAGGUUCCAGUUCUACAUAUUAUUAUCUGAGAGUUUUAUCAUGUUAAAUCCCCAGUGUAGUCUAGGAUGGGGGAGAAAGAGAAUACAGAUGGGACCCUUUAUAUGAUUAUUAAUGGGGAACACUGGGGGGUUACACACAGAUCUGUCAUUUUAUUCUUUCCUCAAUAUUUAACCCUUUCAUGACUCAGUAUUUAAUGUCCCAAACACAGUGACAGCAUAUGGUUACUGUAUCAGUUUUCGUGGUAUCAACUCCUUGCCCUUUAUUCAUUUCAGUUACUGGUAUGUCAUGUGGAAGUAUUAUAGAGUAUUGUUAUUAGGAGGUUUACACACACAUAUAUCCUGUAUAUGUAUAUAAUAAAUAUAUCAGGAAUGAAAGACAGCACUGAGACACAGGAACAGACACUCAGCACCAGAUCAAUAGAAGCGGGGUCUACCAUAGCAGACAGGACCCAAGGUGCGGACCCCAGAGUCCUCCCAUAUAAACCAGCACAUAGUGGGUGUUAGUAGGGACAGCACACACUGAGAAACAAACACGUUGUGAGCCUUUUCUUCUGGCAAAGAGCCUGUGGGUUUCUGAUUCUUUUUAUUUCUGCCUUUUCAGGUCAGCGGAACGCAAGUUAUUGAAGUUAUUGAUGUUAUCGAGCAAGGAGCAGGGGAACAUCCAGGUACAUUAAAACACUUUGUGUGUGUGUGUUAUGUAUAUAUGUAAAUGUGUAACCAUAUAUCACAUCCAUAUCACAUAUCCCAUUAAAAGGACCAGAUUACACAUCAUUAACCUGCUUACACCAUACUUUACCUUCACCUUUUAUAUCCUCUUCUUGAUUUACUGUAGACCAGAUGCUGCUAUCAUGACUGGCUUCAGCUACGAAGGUUUUAUUUUUCAAUGUCUGUCUUCCAUUAACCUCGAUCGAGUGAUACUGUCUGCUGACAUUUGUAAUUUGGGUUUUGUCAUAUUAAUAAUUUGCAGAAUGUCCCCAGACUCGAGUUGCUCCUGAUAAUGACUCAUGCUCCUCACCAAAUGGGGACAAGUUAACAAACUUGGAGAAACAACUGGAAGAUGAGUUCAAAGUUAACAGCAAAGCAGAGAAGCUAAUAAAGACGUAUUGUACCGGCCGCUCCAAAGUAAGUCAGAUACAUUUUAAUUAAUAUUAAACAACAACAACUAUAUUUUUACAAUUUUGUUUGAGAAAAUGCCUUCCACUUUUUGCAAUGUGAGACAUUUUCCCACUCGUGAUGGCAUCCUAGCUAAUUAUAGCUGAUAGCAGGCUGGAGAUCCAGGAACUGAUGGACUCUUUUUGCUCCUGGAUUGACUGAAAUUAAGCCGUCAUUUGGUGGAGUUCACCUACAGCUCUCUCAGCUGAAUAGUUCGAGGCUCUUCCUUCCACUCGAUCAGCCAUGAAGCACUUUACACAAUUUUAAACCCAAAGAAACACACAGCGCUCUUGUUUUUUAAAUCAGUUUGAAUUGAUGUGUUUACCGGAAGAUAUAGCACGAGAUAACGUGUUAGAAGAACAUAUUGGAGGGGGGGUGAAUGGGAGGUAAAAUAGAAACAAAACAAAGGGAAGACAUGAUAACGAAGGGGAUAAAGAAUGCACAAGGAAUUGGCUGCCAUAAGUAAGGGGGUACUUUAAACUGCUGUAUAGUUUCCACAGUAACAAAUUAUUUCAUGUUAGCUGUCCUAGAGGUGGUGAAUGCAGCCACUAGAGGUGGAUUUAACCCUGCAAUUUACAGAAAAAAUGUUUUACAUCGCAGGGUUAAAGGAAAGGGGAAAAGGGGUAAAACUUUUUCCAGCGCUGGGCGGGGAGCUCUCUGCCUCUGAUCCUCCUCCCCGUCGGCUGAAUGCGCACGUGCGGCAAGAGCUGUGCCCAUAAUGCCGGUCGCAUAGGAGAAUCACGCAAGCGCCUCUAGCGGCUGUCAAUGAGACAGACACUAGAGGAUUUGGGGGAAGGCUUAACCCAUUUAUAAACAUAGCAGUUUCUCUGAAACUGCUAUGUUUAUAAAAAAGGGUUAACCCUAGCUGGACCAGGCACCCAGACCACUUCAUUAAACUGAAGUGGUCUGGUUGCCUAGAGCGGUCCUUUAACACGACAGGACUUCACUGAGAUGAAGUGGUCUGGGUGAUUUUAAUGUUUAAAGAGACAUUGAAUAUUAAACUCGCUUUAAUUAAAUCUAAAAGUUCAGUUUUUGUUUAUCUUACUUGUUUAUUAGAAUUUUCAAAUUCCUUUUUCAGGAUCAGAAACAUCUCGGUGAUGCUCAGAAAAUGCUCCAUGACAGCAAUAGAAAAAUUGAAAUCUUGCGCAUGUUGAUUCUCCAAUAUAAAGGUAGAGGUUCAGUGAUGUCCUAUAUACUGUAUCUACUGUAUAUGUCCUGUAUACUGUAUCUACUGUAUCUAUUGUAAAGGAAUAUUAUUGUUAAACGUGGUGAUCUGUGUGUCAUAUUUGAAGAUAGGGUGAGCAUGAAUGUGGUUUGUGUUCUAAUAGAAAGCUAUAAGAAAACUGUUCAUAUCCCAUAAUCCCCUGCACACUAUGGUUUUAUGGGGAAACAUACAGCUCUUAGAAGCGUCAGACGAAGGGAAUACAUGAUUCAUAUGCAAACAAUGUAAGAAAAUUAUUAUAAGAGUUAUUCCAUAAAGGGUGUCUAACCUGUCCCUUUAAAAUAGUUUGUGUAUGAAACAGUGCAGAGAAACCUUGUAGAAAUGACCUGUUUAGUUCUGAGAGACCUUUAACUACCGUGUCGAUUUCCUUUUCACCCUUAAUAUAAUAAAAUGUAUUAAUUUGUCUCCUAGCAACACCUGCUAUAAGAGCAUUGGAGAAACGCAUUGAGGAGCUGGGCCACCGUUUUGUGAUCGAGCGUGCCGUGGCUGAAGGAGCCAAACGUGCCAUCAAGGCAUUAGAUCAUGGAAAGCCACUCGUUGAGGUCAGUUAUAAAGUUUAUUCUUUUAGCCAUUUUACCCAGAACGAAUAAUGGGCUUUCAAUGUCUGUCCGGGGUUGGGAAUUACAGUUUGUUGGCAUUAGCCAAGUAGCCAUGGUUUAUUAUUAUUAUUAUUAUUAUUCUUUAUAAAGCGCAAACAAAUUUAUAUUAUAAAUUUAUAUUAUCUGUUAUAUUGUUUAAAGUCUUUGUUGGGCCAUUUGUUCUGUAUUUGAUUCUGUCUCUAUAAUGGUUUUAAUUAAAAUCCUCCCAAUUGUUUAAUUCCCAUUAGUUUUAUUAAAAGCCACUAACAUGUAUGUUCUGCAUUGAUCUGCCGUUAUAUCCUCUUCAAUCUCUGGAAAUCCGUGCUACCUGGUCUUUUGUUUUACAUUCAGCAUUUAAGUUAUUUACAGGUUUUUUUCAAUAAACUCUGACUUGUAGGGAAUUAAAAUCUGAAUUACAAAACUGAGAUAAACAUAGACACACAGUGACUAAACCCGAGAUGGAAUUUCUCCAAAUCACUAAUUUUAAUUUUAAUAUUUGCAGUUCAGAUUUUGAUUUGCUACAUUCCAGAUUUUAGUGAUUAAUCCUGAGUUUUUAUACUCUGAGCACUAUAUAGAAUGUUAACCAUUUAUAAAUGCCAUGCAAGUACGACCCACCCAGUAUUUGCCAGCAGAUAAAGUCUAUUUACCAUAAUUUUUUUUUUUAACAGGCUCAAUCAAUAUUACAUCAGGCAAAUGAAAAGCUGGACCUCCUUAAAUAUUCUAUGGAGGAACUAGUGAAAGAACUUCCUGAUAGCCAUCCCAGGAAGAGUAUUACCACCGAGGAAUUGUCCCUUAAUUCUAACAUAUCCAAGCCCGCGGCACUAACGGGUAAGUUAUUAUGUCCCUGAAAGAUCUGUCAUUGCAGGAAACAAGAAAAACAUAUUAACAUUGAAGUAUCAGAGCAUGUGUCCAUCUAUGUGAAGUCUGGUGUGAUCAUGCAGUUAGUCUACUGAUAUUCCAGCAGAGUUUAUUGUGUAUGAUGUAAAUGCAAAUCUAAAGGUGACUGGUGACAUUUAAAGAACCACUAUAGUGCCAGGAAAACAUACUCACACUAUAGCGUCUCUAGGUCCCCCCAACCCUUAGGGUCCCCCUCCCGCCGGGAGGAAGGGGAUAAUCCCUUACCUUUUCUCCACCGGCGGUGGGGACUCUCUACCUCCUUUCCCGUCAUCGGCUGAAUGCACGAGCCGCGCGCGCAUUCAGACAGUCCAUAGGAAAGCAUUCUCAAUGCUUUCCUUUGUACGCUGGCGUCUUCUCACUGUGAAAAUUACAGUGAGAAGCGCGGAAGCGCCUCUAGCGGCUGUCAAUGAGACAGCCACUAGAGGCUGGAUUAACCCAUAGGUAAACAUAGCAGUUUCUCUGAAACUGCUAAGUUUACAGCAGAAAGGGUUAAUCCUAGAUGGACCUGGCACCCAGACCACUUCAUUAAGCUGAAGUGGUCUGGGUGCCCGAAGUGGUCUGGGUGCAUAAAGUGGUCCUUUAACAUGAUAACUUUAUGGAACCAGCACACACAUUAUCUGUCAUCAGCAUUUUUAAAUAUAUAAUAUUUUAAGAUUAGUUUAGUCACUGUAACAGCUACCCAGGGUAGUGAGGGGUAUCUGCUGUUAAUGACGUCCUACCUCCGGGCAAGAUGGUGGGUUGUAGGGGAGAGGUGAAGUCCCAUCCGCUGGAUCCCUGGAGCAAUAGAGAGGCAGAGCUCUGAAAAGAGCUAGUGAUUAUGCUGCAAAUUCCCUUUCAACAACGAAACACAGCUACGUUUUGAAGGGUGAAGAAGAACUGACUGUACUGGUACAUACAGCCUCUUUUAUUCAGAUUCUACAAACAUAGUACUGCCCACAGAGUUUUGAAGAACAACCAAUCAACACAUUACAACACAGCUAACACUCCCAUUCAUUACAUCAGAAAUCCUCCCCUCUGCCUGUGAUACAAUUAUCUCAACACAAUAGACUAACUUAAUUAUCACCGGCUGGAAAAUACAAUAUUAUAAAACAUAUCACAGGGACCCCAAAACAUGCAGUAACCCCAUUAAAUAUAUCAUUGGAACCGGGGGAUAUGGGUGAACCACAUAUCCAAAAUUCACCCAGAUCCGUUCAGUAGUUUGGAAGAUACAGUUUAAUGCAGAUUCCCCAGAACAUAUACAGGCUAUACGAAAAAUAAUUACUGUUAAAUGUGUCCCCUGCUGUAUAGUUUAAAACUACUGAACGAUGUCUUUGUGCACCAAAUACCGGCGAGAUGGCACCGUGUAUAAAAGUCAAAACAGUGUCUGUGAGUUAAAAUGGCCGCCAUCCAUUGUUCUCACCAUGUGCCUCUGAUACAUGAAAUGGUGGCCACCCAGUAACUCCACAGUUUGUCUGGUAGUCUAUCCAGCCGGACCAACAGAUGAAACACAUGGGGAACAGUGCAACAAUCAAGGGAAUCAUAAAAAAUAUGGACAAUAGUCAUAUUUGUGCACAAUCUCCAGUUUUGUCACAGGGCACAAAUAGUGUUUUCAAAUGCCAUAUAUCCCAGGGCCAUGGUCAGAAGGUAAAACAACAAAUAGUCUGAGUUCACAUAUGUAUAUAAGCAGCCAUUAUACUGGUUAACUGGGGUGUUUUUGUUACACGUUUUGUUACAGUCACCAUGUAUAAUAAUCUGAACAUGUGUAGUUGUCAUGUUACUAAGGAUUUGUCCAAUCCCAGUAUUUUCAUGAAAUUCUGUUUUACAUUAUUUGCAUAUUCUUAGAGUCUCCCUAAGUGUAAAGGUUAAUCCAGAAGUGCACUCCUUGUUGGUUACAGCUUGUGUAGUGUGGACUUGUUACAUUCUGGUUCUGAAUUACUCCUGUGUGUGUUCAGAAAUAUCUACAAAUAAUAUAGGUUUCCUCUCUAAUGGCAAACGUGAGAUAAACCUUGUUUGAGGAUCGAGCAGGGACUAUGUGAACCUACUGAGUUUUUAUCUGUGUGUAAAUUCUGUUUUGAUUGGUUUAUAUCCGAUAAAGAUGCCUUAUUAUUGAAUAUUCUGUGUUUCCUGCUUAGACCAACCAUGAAGUUCCCUUUAACAUAAGAGGCAUAUUUCAUGGUUGCUGAAGGUCUAUUUCUUUCUAUAAAUAUGCCGGUUUACAGAGAUGAUAGAGGGGUGGUGAAAUCCUUAAGGGAAUCUGAUAUUUGAUUAUUGUAGGAAAUGUAUUGAGUAAACAUUUGGUGAGAGGAGAGUGAAUAUAUUCCUGUGAUGACACAAGUGAAAAUGUGAUAGUCAUUGUUACAAUAUAAAUUCUGAUUGUUUGACAGGUACCCUGAAAGUGAAAGUAAAGGGCUGUCACAAUAUUCUGGAGAAUGUACCUGGCAGACUAAAAGACCCGUCAGAUGUUCUGCCAGGAAGGAGGACACAUCAAGGAAGAUUCUCAUUAAUGAGCCGGAUCAGAAAAAACAACCGUGUCGGCAGUCAGAACAUCCAAGAGACUGUUGGCUUUUCCAGUACAGUGAUUUUUAUCUUAUAAUUCCCAUUAUGUGUCCAGUGACGCUCAAUAACAGAACUCAAUAUCUGGGGUAUCGAACCUCUGCUCUCCCACUUAGCCACUCAAAGGAAAAUCAACCUGAAUAAUUAUAUCUCGGUACUAGGGGGCUGUAGGUCGACCCCCAAUUAUAUAAUUGUAAAAGUGCUGCGGAAUAUAUAAAUGAUAAUAAUAAUUACUCUACCACAUCGAAACUGGGACUUACUCAUCAUUCAAACUCCAUCCUCUACUAUUACUCACCAAACAAAAAAGGCAGAGGACAAAAAUAUAAUUUUUUACAUGUUUUUCGUUAAGGAGUUCUUGUGUUAUUUUAUUUCACAUUUCAUAUCUCCUUGUUUAUAUUCCAACCAUAUCACCUGGCCAACUACAAGUUUUUCCUUUUUUCCAGGGGGGGGAGAGGGGGGGGUAAGGGUGUGCAGGAGAAUAGACUCCCUGAAUUUAUUUUAUUUUUAUUUAUUACUGCUAUUUAUAAAGCACAAACAAAUUCUGCAGCGCUGUACAAUUAGUGGAGAACAUACAAUAUACACAGACAAUUACAAAAGGUAGAGAGGGCCCUGCCCGUAAGAUGAAAUCUUGCCAUUUAAGCUCUUUUAUACAAAGUGCAUUGGUAGAUAGCCCGUGAGCUUACAAUCUAAAGCAUACCGUGGGGAUUUGAGACAAGAGGUGGCAGGGGAAAUUUGGAAGUGAUGGCUAAAUAAGGAAACAGAGUUGCAGCUAUUGGUAGAAUAUAGAGGGAGUGAAGAUGCAAGUGAGUGAGAAUUUUAAACAGCUGGAGGAGCAUGCUAUAGAUUUAGGGGGAACCUGGGUGGGCGGGAGGAGGGGCGGGUGGGUUGAGCCGAGUAGAAUUGUAGAGGCUUGCAGUAGAGAUGGAAUAGGAAAUGGGCCUAGGGAGGGAGAUGUGAUAAACAGUUAUAUCAAGGUAUUUACAGCUAGGAGUGACAAGCAUGGGGGGAAUCAAACUCCUAGAGCUUUGGUUAAAGGUAAUAGAUGAAGCUUUAUAUUGCCAGCUGGAUUUUUACCGUGGCCGUGUUGAUUACAUUAUCAAUAGGAAAUGUUCUUUAGAAUAAAACGCUCUUAUCCUGUUAAGUUGAGUUCCUGCAAUUUCCUUACAGACGAGGUCCGUGCUCAGCUGAAAAUUGACCAGGUACCAGUGGGUUCAACCAGUUGGAAAACUGUGUCUAAUCCAUCCUGGAAUGAGACAUUUAAACUGGAGUUAAAUAAGGUACGAAUUUAGAUAAACUCAGGUAUAUUCACCCUAGAGAGAGAAAAUGAUUUUCAGAAAUAUUGCCGUAAGGGGAAAAUAGGGACAAAAAAUCCCAUCUAGAUGAUAGUUUUCAGGCUGAGUGGAUGCCUGUAUUAUUAUUAUUAUUUUUAUUUUCUGUUAGUAGGAAUAUUACACGCCUAAUUAACAUCCAUUGGUGGCCCCAGGAAGAAUUUAUACUAAUCCAUAAAUCUGCAAAUGCUGUAAAGAGUUGUCUAAGCCGGUAUAACGGGAACUCUUAUUUCUAAACAUUUUAGGACCUUAAUGUGUCUUCAGCCAGUUAUGAAUUUAGAAUUAUUAUAUAUUGGGUUUACCUUUCAUUAGAAAUUGUUAUGAGAUUGUAUUAAAAAAAAAUCAGCGAUAUAUUGCAUUUUCUAGUUAUUUGGUAGAAAUUGUUAGCCACUACGGAUUCUGGUUGUAGUGAUUUGUCAAGCAUUAUCUAAUAGCAUUGUUUAUUUGCCUACUUUCCCCAAUACAUGAGCUUGCCAUGUGGAUAGAAUAUGUAUAGAUGCAGACUGAUUAUAAGUUUACAUACUCACUGUGUCUGGGUCUGCUUAAUGCUCUGUACACCUAACUUGAUAUGAACUGUGAUCAAUCUCUCACAGUGAGCAAGUCCUGCCGUGUCAAGCCCACACAUGGAAGACUAGUAGUGUGGCUAGUGAUGGGCCAAAAAUGUGACAAGUUUAUAUCUAUUCAUUUGCCAUCCUCUACGUAUUGAUGGAAAAUAGUUUGUCAGUUUUUAAUGUGAAAAUGGUAAAUGUGGUUAAAAUGUGUGAAAAUUGUUUGAGAUGACAACAUGAUUGGUCAGAAAUAUACAUUCCUGGUAAUAAAAGGGUUUAUAGAAGAAAACUUUUUUCCUUUAAAUAACUAUUGCUCAUUUAAUUUGUACAUAGUCUUGGGAGCUGGAAUUCUCUCUAUAUUGGCACGAUCGGAGAUCACUGUGUGCCACAAAGACACUGAAGUUGGAAGAAUUCCUGGUGAACCGGAAACAGGAACUGUGCUUACAACUGGAGCCACAGGGCACCCUUUUCAUCAAGGUGAGAGCCAAUCUCUGGCCACUAUCAAUUUAUAGUUAUUUACCUAUUUUAAUUUAAUAAUUUAGGAAACAGAAGGACGAAUCAUUUACACAACUGUACAAUUAAAAGCUGGUGAAUUUUCUUUUUUUCCCCAAUUUUACAGAUUUACCAAAGUUUACAAAUAUAAGGGCACUGUGAAGUCUAUUGAUCAAAUGCCACAUUUUAGGCAAAAAUAGGUGAUUUGAAAUGAUUCCCUAAGUCAGCUAUUGUCACAUCUUGAAUUUUUAGCUUAACUUUCAUUUCACACAAUUCGGUGUUUUGCGAAUAAACCCUUCAAUAUACGUCAUAUUACUUAUAUGACAGCUUAUAGUAUCUUUAGAAAUGUUCUCAUUUUGAGAUAAAGGACACUGUAUCAACUGAUUAACUGUUUACGUAAAUGAAGGGCUUUGCUUAUUGUGAUUAGCUGUAGAAGAAGAGAUUUGAAGCUGUUUAUUUUCCAUUUGUGUGUCUGUUUAUAUGUUGGUUUGGCACAAUGAGGAUAUUAUCAUUUACUUCUCACAGUUAACUCUGUUGGUUUAUUUUGGAAUAGGUAACAUUUUCCAGUCCUUUCAUCCAGAAAAGGACAAAACUUCAGACAAUUAGGAAAUUCUUCUCCAAAAAACAAGGUAAGUGUAUGUCUAACAUGUCUCGCAUUAAAUAGCAAACCGCCCAGGGGACUUUAAAGGUAUCUGUCAGGGAGACUUGGUUAUUAUUUGGUUACUGACAAGAGGUGAACCCUUGUACCCCAGUACUAGCCCCCGUGUGAUAGAAAACUUGUCAAGCAGUGUAAAUGCGCUCAGUAACCAGUGAGGGAUUUCAUGUUUCAUUUUCCUAUAGGUAGAUAGACUGAUACAUGUACUGUUAGGAUCUCUUACCUUUCCUACCCAUGUUCUCUGUGAUGCUACACACUCACGCACCGCGGAGCAUUAUGGGUGGGUGAAUUAGGCGCACAAAGAUGGUGUUCUUUCGCCCACUAAUCAUACAUAAUUCUAGUAUGGCGUGGGGCAAUAGAAAAUAUGCAAUGCCUAUAUACAUAUUAACCUCUCCCAGUCCACGUUGUCCUGUUGGGGUUUUAGUAGCCCAAGAGUGCGUUCCUUGUUUCUUCUUUUACUGUUUUCUCGAUUCUUCUGAUCUCUGGUAUCCUUUGUCUUUGGCUGGUUAUAGUGUUUAUCUGUAUCUCUCCUGUUCUUCACCGAGGCUUUCUACCAUUUACCCGACCAUUCUGAGGAUCGGUAUUUGGCUUGUUUAUUUGUUGUGUUAUAGUUUGUAUGUUUUGGUUCUACGCCGAGCUUGACAGGUACAUCCAUUGUAACAACCAUAAUGUAGAUGUACAUCUUAUAACAUAUACAGUACACACAGAUUAAAUUACGUAUACCUACCUGAAGUUCAUUAUUUUCAUUGGAUGCCAGUCCUCUUCAACAUUAAACCUGGUUUCAAUGUAUUAUUGUGAGCCAUUGUUAUUAUAAUAUGUAAAUCUUGACUAACAAUUAAUACACUGAAACAAAGUUCUAGGCUUGGAGAUUUUGUUACUAGUUUUCCUUUUUUGUUUCUGGAUUGUAAAUCCAUUUUCAUGUAUUAUUUAUUACUGAUCAUAUACAAUAUUCAUUUUAUGUUCUCUGUUACAUCUACAGAAGAGACCAUCCAGCCUGCGCCAGAGGAGGAUACAGCUAUUGCCAUCCUUCCAUUGCCAGUGUUGGACACUGAGAGCGUGGUUCCAUCACUGCCCGCUGUCGCUAGUAAUAGUGAAGAGACCAUACAAUCAACAUCUGUGGAGGAUAAAAUAUCUGGCAGUCUUCCAUUGCCAGUAUCAGACACUGAGAGCGUGGUUCCAUCACUGCCCGCUGUCAAUACCGAUACUGAAGAGACCAGCCCAUCAACAUCUGAGGAGGAUAUAAUAUCUGGCAGUCUUCCAUUGCCAGUAUCGGACACGGAGAGUGUGGUUCCAUCACUGCCGGCUGUAGAUACCGAUACUGAAGAGAUUAUCCAAUCAGCAUCUGAGGAGGAUAUAACAUUCAGUAGUCUUCCAUUGCCAGUAUCAAACACUGAGAGCGUGGUUCCAUCACCGCCCUCUGUCGAUACCGAUACUGAAGAAACCAGCCAAUUAACAUCUGAGGAGGAUAUAAUAUUCAGUAGUCUUCCUUUGCCAGUAUCGGACACUGAAAGCGUGGUUCCAUCAGUGCCCGCUGUAGCUAAUGAUCCUGAACAGAUUAUCCAAUCAGCAUCUGAGGAGGAUAUAAUAUCUGGUAGUCUUCCAUUGCCAGUGUUUAACACUGAGAGCGUGGAGUCAUCACCGCCGGUUCUAGAUACCAAAUUGGAAGAGACCAUCCAAUCAGCAUCAGAGAAUAAUAUAAAAUCUGACAAUUCUUCAUUUCCAGUAUUUGACACUGAGAGCGUGGAGACAUCACCGCCGGUUUUCGAUACCUAUAUGGACGAGAUUAUCCAGUCAGAUGAGGAUAGAAUAUAUGACAGUCCUCCAGUGCCAGAAUUUAUCACUCUGAGCCCAGAGUCAUCAUGGUCAAUUAGGUAUUUUCACAUAUUCAUAUUUCUCAUCAAUGCUGUUAAAACUGGUGCACAUUUACCAUAAACUCCUUAUUUACUCCCCUUUAAUGUAAGCAUGUCUUUUAUUACAGUUUGUCUCUCUGUAUGUCAUGUAACAUUGUCUGCAGUUUGCUUGUAACAAGUAAGGUUAUCAGAGAGAAAUAUUUUUACAGAACGUUUAUGAAUUGCAUUUUCACUGAUGGGACUUGAAAGUUCUUCCAAGCAGAAUGUGGAAUUCUCCUGUUACCAGAGUGAAAUACAGUAAUUAAUCACGGCAGGUCCUUUGGAUUCCAUCUGUAAUUAAUAAAUUGAUUUCACACAAUACACAAUCAUUGUGUAUUAUAAAACAUGGCAAUCUACAACCCUAGUGAUAGAUAUUCCAGGGGAAUCCCUUUAACAUUGCACUGGAUGUUGCAGAAUUUUCCACUAAGACACUCUGACUAUAAAGAUGUGAUGAUAUCAGAUCUAAAAGGUGCCAUCUAAAUAAAUACUGUUUUCUUCCUUCUUAAAGCGUUUCUCCUGUAGUAACAUCGGACACUGAUUCUGAGCCAAAAGAUUUUCCUUUUUGCAGCGAUCAGGCAGGACAUCAUAUUGUGAUCCCAGAAAGUCUGUAUCGGGUAAAGAUAUAUAAAGUUUUCUAACUUGCUAAUUUUGUUUAUUUGUUCAGCUGUAGCACAAACUUCAUUAUUAAUGAACAUGGAAUAAUUGCAAUCUCGGUGUAGAAUCUUUUCUAUAAAAUCAUGGGCAUAUUUAAACUCUGGGUUUAGUACAUAGAUUGGAUCCUCAACUGUUUUAUUACAACAAGCGCUAAUGGAACGUUGUUAUUAAUAAUGUUUAACUUUCUUUUCCAGGAUUAUGGAGGAUGCCAAGACGAUUCUAUGGACUACACUUCAGACCACGUGCCAUGUGAUACAUCUCAGCAUGAUGGUAGAGUGUCCAAUCAGGAAAACAGUGUCCUUCAAGACCCGGAACAGUAUGAGGACCCAUGGUAUGAACUUACACUGUGUGUAAUAGGAGCACUUGUUUUGGGCAUUUGUUUUUUUCACCAGGAUAGGGGCUAUACAGGUAAUUAUAAAUAUUAAAAAAAAAAAAUUAUUUUCUUUGCAGCAUCCAGCGAGGAGUACAACUGAGCCUCGAGGAUUUCCAAUGUCUCUCUGUGCUGGGCAGAGGACACUUUGGAAAGGUGGGUUUUGGGUAAAUUCCAAUUCUAGUGAGAAAUAAAAGGUGUCUAAACAAAUGCUAUCUAACAAAUAUAUAUAUAUUUUAAUUUAGGUUCUACUUGUUGACCACAAACGUACAAACACCACGUUCGCUCUAAAAGUCCAGAAAAAACGAAAGAUAAUUGCAUCUGAUUGUAUUGACUAGUCAGUGAAUGGAGAAUACUUAAAAUCCUAGUUUGUUUGUUAAUUUUUUGGAUGGUAGUUCUAUUUGAUGUUCACAAAACUGAUUCAUUCACUUAUUCCCUUUUUAUUUUCAAGUCUUAAACAUGAGAAGAACAUCUUUCAGACCGUAAGCCGCAAACGACACCCAUUCCUUGUGAAUUUGUAUGCAAGUUUCCAGACUGAAGAUCUUGUCUGCUUUGUGAUGGAAUAUGCCGCUGGUGGGGACCUACUGUCAACUCUUAUUAACAACGUGGUGGCUUUUACAGAAAACAGAGCUAUGUAAGUAUAGUUUGGGGAUUAUGACCACAUAUCUAGAACGCCAAACACAAUUGUGUCAGCUGGUGAUUUAAGUUGGACUACAAGUUCAUUGAACCUUAGACAGAUAAUGAUAAAAACUGACAGUUAAUACCUAAGAUAGAAGACAAUGCAGGAAAUAUGACUGAGCAUAGAGCGACACAGGAUGGUGGCAUGAAACCAUUCAAUGGUACAAAAACGUAAUUUCCUUCACUAAAAUAAAACCAAUUUAUUGUAUUUUCUACAGGUUUUAUGCGGCGUGUUGUGUGCUUGGCCUCGAAUUUUUACAUAAAAAAAAUAUUGCUCACAGGUAAGUGUAGAGGAAAAACUAAAGCUGGAAUACAGUUAUAUUGUCCCCAGUAAUGUUAUCUAUGUUAUUUACUGUACUGUGAUUAAAAUAUUGUCUGUGGUUUAAUUACUUAUGUUAUUAUGUUAACUUUAUCAUAUGUUAGUUAAGUCCUUCAAUUUAACCUUUUAUUUAGUCUAAAUAAGAAAACCCUGUAAUCCAGGUACCGUUUAGUGAUAUGUAAAAAAUAAUAAACUCCUAUUCUGCAUUUUAAUCUAGAGAUCUCAAAUUGCGGAAUAUCGUUGUAGACAAGGACGGAUACGCCAAAAUUACCGACUUCGGUCUUAGCAAACACGGUAAAAAUAAUUUUAUAUUUAACUCAAGUCAUUUAUCACAAAGUUACAGAAUUUAACAUUAGCCAUAGACAUUUAACAUUAAACUGCAGUCCAAAAUAAAGUAUAUAUGAAAUAUAGGAAUUAAAUCAAAUAUUGAUGUAAAAUAAAAUAAGGGGCCAUUGUACGAAUUCACAUCCAGUUAGAGGUUCAGGAAAUGUUGGAACACUAGUCAGAUCAGAUGCUGGAACACGAUACAGAUUCAUAAAAACCGAUAAGGAUCAAAUCAAGUGUUUGAUCAGUUUUGUGUAUCUGCCCCUUCUGAAAUUGGUUAUGGUGCAUGCAUGCUUUCCAUAGUAAAUCACACCAGACACAUGUUUCUCGGUUGAUGAAAUACUCAGGAAUGUUUAAUCAGGGGGCAGGGAGCCCCUUAUAAAGCACAAAUACAUCACAUGCAUAAUUACAGAUAACAGAGAAAAAUACAACAAUAAUUGGUCAGAUGUUAGGUGGUUUAUUCAAUGCACAUCCUACUGGGUGUGCAUGUUACGGUUAUCAUGAAAUUCUCCCCCGGAUUCCAGCUCCAUCUUGGUUACACGAUGGGAGGGGGUGACUCCCAGCGGCCAUUUUGAGUAGUCACUGAAUAAUACUGAUUAUUGUUAUGCAGAGUAAAUAGGCAUUUUACUUUAGAUAAUAUUCUGUCCACAACAAAAACCAUGGGAAAAUGUGUACGGAAUUCCAUAGAGAAUCUGCAGAUACAACACACUAACUACUUGCAGCAAUAUUCUAAUAUAAAUUAGAAAAAAAUUACAUGAAAUUAAUAAAAAAAACAUACUGUAUAUCAGCAAAAUAAACCAACUGUGUAUUUACCAAUGGACAUUUAUACUUUCUCUAUUUAUUAGAGAUGGGAUUUCACGAUCGAACCAACACUUUCUGUGGCACACUGGAAUAUAUGGCGCCGGAAAUAUUUGAGAGGAAACACUAUACAAGAUCUGUUGAUUGGUGGAGUCUGGGCGUAGUAAUUUAUGUCAUGCUGUGUGGAAGGGUAGGUAUAGCAUAUUUUUACCAAUUUGUAGGAUUUCUUCUUUGAAAACCAAAAUCCCUUGUGUGAUGUCAUCCAGUCCAUUGAUGAAACUGAUAGUAUCUCAAACUAUAGACUGGUUAGGCUUAAAGGGACAACCCUGAGCACCAUAACCACUUCAGCUUAUUAUAGUGCUUAUCUAAAUAUAAAUACCAAUACCUCCCUCUCCACUUUAUCAAAACUGAUUUUAUCUCUCUAAUACUCUCUCUCAAUUUCUUUAAAUAAAAUAUAUUGUUUCUGCUUUGGCAAAACAUUUACAUUAGAGACAUUACCCACUAUAGAUCCCAGGCCAGCCCUGCACAGUGGGCGCUGUCUUUGUCACAGUUUGAGAAGACUGUGUGCCCUCUCUGUGUGGGCCAUUUAUACAGAGCAGAUUAUGGGCUCUCAUGAGUGUGAGUGCUAUAAACACUAUUGUCAUCUUGACACAGUGUAUAAUGGUUUACAUCAAUAAGUUAUUUUUUCAUGACUCAUUGCAGUAUAUAUUAUUCAUUGAUUUUUAUUGUAUGUGUGUGACAAUGUCUAGCAGGAUAAUAAAUUAAUAAAUUAGUGAAUAAUUAAUUUGUCACAAAAUUGAACUUCUGCAUCUUACAAUGUGCAUCUUAAAUGUUUUUUUUUUUUUUCUAUUAGUUUCCUUUUACAGGUAAAGAUCGAGAGACAGAGAUAUCGUAUAAGGUUGUUAACACCGAAGCUGACUAUCCGGAGUUCCUGUCUUUAGAAGCACUCUCAAUAAUAAAAAGUGUAAGUUGCCAACGCGUGUUUAGUGCUUUCUGAUUUUGACAUAUUGGGUGAGCUGAGGUCAGAAUUUCCAAUCACUGUUGAUGAGUGUAUUGCCGACGAGCUGCCUUGGGAUGAAGGAAGUCUGAGAGCUGUUAUAUUAGUAGUUAUGUCUGGUAGGAGAUAAGCAGAUGGUGAUGUUGUAGCUCUUGGAAGCUCCAGGAUUAAAGAUUACGCAUGGAGCUCUGCUUCUAAACAACACAGCUCAUAUGGCUUUAAUGAUGUAUGACAUCACAGCUCAGCGUCUUACAUCAUACAACCCAUCAUCUUGCUUGAACUCUGACAGGCGUUAGAAAGUGACAUAUAAGGUAUACUGAAAGGGUCAAGGCAUUGGGGAGGUUUGGAAAUUUGGGGGAAAAAGGGAAUAAUAUUGUUUACUUUUAUAUAUGAAGAAUUCUAUUUUCAUUAGUUAUGCACAUUGCGCCAUAGUAUAUACACAGUUUUUAUUCUGUGGGUCGAUUGAUGCGUGCCCCUGCCUGUUCCGCUCUGUUGUAGCUGCUAACAUUGUGUGUGUGAAUAUGGGCUCGGGCAGUUUGAGUGGUAAGGCUCUGAAAACACAGCUGGUCCUGUGUGAAAACUGCGUGAUUGGCUGUAACAGAGCAGAAUAAGCAAUCACAAACACAUGGAUCUAGUUACAGAAUAAAAAAAGUUAAACCUCUAUGUGGCGAAACCGACCUCGCCACGUAUCCUUGGAGGGGGCUGCUUGCCCGCCUCUUGCCUUUGGACUAUGGACCAGACUUUAUGUGAAUGUGAUGUAUGGUUUUAAAGUUAUGAAAGUUGGGUAGAAAGUAUGUUUUAACUGUAUGUGUAAUUGAGUUUCCUCUCAGGAUAAGGGGAGGGAAUACGUGGGAUGUAACUGAUAUGUGAUUGGUUGUUUUAUACCUCCCUGUGGGCGGUCCUGUAUGUGAAAGGCUGUAAUAAAAACCAGGCUGGGUGUGGCAGCACAGGAGUUCCUGUUUUAACCCUCAAAGUGAAGUGUCGUCUCAUUAUUGGGGGAAGGAUUUAUUGUAUGCUGUUCCAGUUUGACUGCUAGGAGGGUAAACCUAUUUGUAUGGUUUCCUAUUCAACUGUCUACAGCAUUCAUAUGCUUGGGAGAAUUUAUUUGUUUCUCCGGUUCGGUGAUUGUGGUGUCUGCCAGAGUGCUUGGAGUCCUCAGGAAGCGCUAGGAGCAUCCUUCAACGGAGGUACCCAGUCGGGGUGCCAGGCGAUCCGUUACACUUUAUUUGGUGAAUUAAAUAAAUACAAGCAGUAAGCAUGACUCAUGCCAUCAAUCAGGGCAGAGCAAUGUCUGGACACUAAACACGAUGCCAUGGUGACUACUGUUGAUUGAGCUCGGUAUUAACGUAUACAGCCUGAGCUGAAAGGGCAGGUUUUACAGAACCUGCAAGAAAAUGUCUUUAAUUCUAAGUUUUUCAGAUAAAAUAUUUUACAUUUUUUUCCCCCUUCUACAGCUUAUGAAUAAAAAUCACAGAAAACGUAUAAGAGCCAGGAUUGGUGCCUGUGACAUCAAGAAACAUCCUUUUUUCAAAGUAUGUCCAUAUUGUAUAAAUUAAAUGUGUGGAUGUGUAGAGAUAACGUCCAUUAUUUCUGAGUUUUUUAUUGUGGCACACAUUAAUUAUUUUUCUUUUUUUUCCUUCAAUCUUUCUUUAUUUUAUAACAGGAAAUAGACUGGAGUGCGUUAUUUUCUAAGAAUAUCAUACAUCCAUUUGCACCAUCUAUUGCCGGACCAGAGGACGUCAGUCAUGUCGACAGAGCUUUUACAACACUGGACCCCAUUCUAACACCACCAGAAGAAUCACCUUUAAUAGACCAAGACCUGUUCCAAGAUUUCGACUGGGUGGGCGAUUGGAUUUGA